Messenger RNA from Lytechinus pictus (painted urchin), 5887 nucleotides. Its product is annotated as non-lysosomal glucosylceramidase-like. NCBI's taxonomy places the organism in Eukaryota, Metazoa, Echinodermata, Echinoidea, Temnopleuroida, Toxopneustidae. Gene Ontology annotation, cellular component: membrane. The transcript has 18 exons. The record is from RefSeq and is a predicted model, not a curated record. Bases 629 to 3301 code for a protein of 890 amino acids. Gene Ontology annotation, biological process: central nervous system development; glucosylceramide catabolic process; carbohydrate metabolic process. Gene Ontology annotation, molecular function: glucosylceramidase activity; beta-glucosidase activity.
CUUUCCACAGCUGUAAGCUUUGCCUUGUAUCAUCUCCAGUCAUUUCCUCGGCUAAAGCCGUGUAACAUCCUUUUCUGUUUUAAUGAGGCUCCACAAUAGCCUCAUUAUCGUUGAGAUUAGAUAUCAAAUCUUCUUCCAUCAGUCAGUUUGGUGGAUCCUCCCUUGUACUAGUUACACAUUAACUAUCUUAGCUUUUGUCAUAGUGCACAAGCUGGUAUCAACUCAUAGAGCCGGCUGAUGAGCGAGCGAGCAAGUGGAUGAGUCGAGGAUCUUUCCCAGUGUCUGUGUUGAUCUUUGCUCAUGUGUUGUAUGUGUUCAUUUAGUUGUGUUGCAGCUACUUCUUCUGUACAAGGAAUUUAUCAUUCAAGGACUUUACAAGCAAGUUUGCUUUCAUGUAUGCAGAGGUUCAGCCAUUGUAGUUUAUACACACUGUAUGAAAGAAACAGGAAGUGGUAUACUGAUGGUCGUCAUUAGCAGAACUGUGAUGUUUUUUAGAGAAUUUUCCAUGCAUUGACUCAUGUUAUUAAAUGUGCAGUGUUGUGUUUUUGGUGUGAAUUUAUGGAGGAAGGCAGUCGAUAAAGGAAGAUCGAUUCCCUUUCCUGGUGCUUAGCGUGAACACCUUGGCAGAAUGGCCGCUGCCAUUGAUGAUGUCAUAAUGGACAAGGAGUACUCGGAACCAGAUGAGGACCAAAAUGAGGACCAAAAUGAAGACCAAAAUGGAGACUAUGAAAGUGAGGACCAAGACCUGAAUGGCUUAGACAGCGAAAUAGACCUGAUGAACGUUGGAAGCAACAAUUCGGGACAAAGCGACAGUUUACAAUCAAGGAAUACCCUAAAAAAUGAUAACCUGGCUCAGUUUGGUAUCCCACAAUGCUCUUGGACGGUACAUCUCAAUCAUAAAUACAAAGAAAAAUGGCGGCCAUUGAUGAGGGUCAGAGCACACCAGAUGAAGAGCUUUGUUCUUCCGUCGGUCAGAUAUGCCCAACUACACCUUAAAAUGCGGCGAGCAGGAAAAAGACCAUUCAUUGAUGUGUUACAUCCAAAGAAAUUUAAACCGGUAUAUGGUGUACCGGUAGGUGGUAUCGGGUGCGGUGCAAUAGAUCGGGGCUGGAAAGGAGACUUCUGUCGGUGGUCUCUCUCUCCAGGUCGAUACACUUAUGAUAAUGUGGAGUUAAAUCAGUUUACAGUGUGUGUUCGGAGAGGGGGUAAGACAGUCUACCAGCAGGUCCUUUCCCCUAACAAGCCUACUAACAAGAACCUAGCCCAGGCCUGGGAGUGGCAGUUUCCUGGUAACAGAGCAUCCUAUCAUGGUCUAUACCCCAGGGCCUGGACCAGGUACCUACUACCGGGACAGAACAUCACCCUCGUCUGUCGGCAGAUCUCGCCUGUCUUUCCACAUAACUAUCAGGAGACUUCACUGCCAGUGGGCGUCUUCGUAUGGGAUGUGUAUAACAACGGAACAGCAGCGGCCGAUGUCUCUAUUAUGUUCACAUGGAAGAAUGGGACAGGCACUUCUGCAGAUAAGAAGGGAGGAAGGUGGAACACAGGCUAUUCUUCUGCCUCUACCUCUGGUGUGUUAUUCCAUGAUGGUCAUCCUACGCAACCAUGUACUAUGUGUAUAGCAGCAGCUGAUGGGGAUGACGUGACGGUGACGACAUGUACAUCCUUUAAUCCUUCAUCUCAACUCAAAGAGCUCUGGAAUGACCUCAAAGCAGAUGGACAACUUAACACCACCAAGGGACCCAGUGACCGGACAGAGAAAGGUGAAACGUUAGGUGGUGCCGUAGUAUCAUCUUGCCAUGUAGAAGCCAAUGAACAGGGUCUACUAGAAUUUGCUCUCUCCUGGGAUAUGCCUAAGGUCCAGUUUGAAAGCUCAUCAUACUUCAGGCGAUACACGAGAUGGUUUGGUCGGGACGGGAACUCAGCCAUUGCCUUGUGUAGUCAUGCCCUCGAGGAGUAUAAGGAUUGGGAGAAACAUAUUAAUGAAUGGCAGGAUCCUAUUCUUAAGAAUGAAUUACUGCCUGCUUGGUACAAGUCGGCUCUCUUCAAUGAACUCUACUUCAUGACGGACGGCGGAGGAAUAUGGGUCGAUGUAGACGAAGAGUACCCUAAUGGCGAAAACAACACCCACACCAGGGCGCCCUCUCUUGUGAGAGAAUAUGGCAGAUUCGGGUAUUUAGAAGGUCAUGAAUACAGGAUGUAUAAUACCUAUGAUGUUCAUUUCUAUGCCUCUUUUGCACUCAUCAUGUUAUGGCCCAAACUGGAGCUCUCUGUGCAGUAUGACUUUGGUCACUAUGUAGAUCAUAAAGAUGAGGAUAGAUUUCAAGAUCUUACAUCAGGACUGAGCUCUAUAAGAAAGAGCACUGGAUGCGUCCCACAUGAUGCAGGCAAUCCAGAGGAGGAUCCUUGGUUGAAGCUGAAUUGCUACUGGUUCCACGAUACGGCUGAAUGGAAGGAUCUGAACCUGAAGAUGGUCCUGAUGGUAUACAGGGACUAUUUUAUCACCAAAGAUACAGAGUUCCUGGACUUCAUGUGGCCUAAAUGCAAGACUGUAAUGGCAAAGGCUGAUAGCCAAGACAAAGAUAGGGACGGACUGAUUGAUCACAUGGGGACAGCUGAUCAGACGUAUGAUGCUUGGACGUCUAAGGGAGUCAGUGCAUACUGUGGAAGCCUGUAUCUGGCUGCACUGAAGUGCAUGUGUGAGAUGGCCGUUCUUCAGAGAGACGACCAAGCCAAGCGACAAUAUUCUGAAAUACUUCAAAAAGGAAAGAAUACAUAUGAGAAGAAGCUCUGGAAUGGUCGAUACUUCAACUACGACAGCAGCGACCAGAGCUACCACGACAGCAUCAUGGCCGACCAGACCUGCGGUCACUGGUACCUCCGCGCUUGCGACCUGGUACCGGAUCAGGACCAGGUCUUCCUGGUGGACCACGUCAGGUCCGCUCUGCAUACCAUCUUUGAUAUGAACGUGAUGGGGAUCAAGGAGGGCACCUUCGGGGCGAUGAAUGGCAUGCGACCCAGCGGGAAGGUGGACCACACUAGUCUACAAGGAGAGGAGGUCUGGAUCGGAACCACCUACGCCCUGGCAGCCAACAUGAUACAGGAGGGUAUGUGGAAGGAAGGUUUCCAGACUGCCAAGGGAUGUUACACAACCUGUUACGAAGAAGCCGGUCUAGCCUAUCAGGUACCCGAAGCCUACAUGUCUAAAAAGAUCUACCGGUCAUUGGGUUACAUGAGACCCCUAGCCAUAUGGGCCAUGCAAUGGGCUGUGGAGAAGCAACAGAAGAAGCAGCAGGAAUGAUUAUCUCCUGCUAAGUUGCCCCUAUUCUUCAACAAAGUAACUUCAAGAAGCAGCAACAAGACUGAUCGUCUCGGGUCAAGUUCCCCCGACUCUUCAGUGAAACAACCUCGAGAUAGAAGCAUCAAUUGAUUUGCCUCUAAAGAAGAAGCAGCAAGAAUGAUAAUCUCUCCUAUUCUUUCAUUAGAGCAAAUGCAUUAGCAUCAAUACAUUUUCCUCUAAAAACAGAGAUGUGUCUAACCAGCUUUUUUGGAGUCAGAGGUCAAUUCUGUGUUGACUAGGACCAAGGUGAUUCAACAGCAAAGUAGUUGUGAUGUCAGCCAGCUAUGAAAUCUCUCGGCUCAAAAUAAUAAUUUCAACAAUGAUGAUAAUAAAUGGUAUUUUGGUAAAUGUGAUUUUUUUACAGGCUUGCUAUUAAAGAAAGCAUGAAUGUUUGUAAGCAAGCAAGCAACUAGGGGACCUAUGGCUUAAAGUCCGAAGGACUUGUAAUGCGGAUAAAUGCCUUACCAAAGAGUAUAAUGAUAGUGGUGUGUAUUUAUAGAGUGCACACACACACACCUUCCAAAGACAUUCAUGGUGCAAGAUCGGCAACAGUUCUCUUGUAGUGUAUAUGUAGCCCAUGCCUUAUUUCUUGGUGGCUUAAAAUAACUGGUUAUCCUCGAUUGCGUAUGAAAGGUAUUUUAAAUGUGUUUUUCUGAAAUCAUUAUUUAGUCUACAGAAAUUCCUUAGAAAUGCAGGUUUAAUUCCAUUAAUUAAAAUUUAACAAGCUGUCUGUGAACUCGUUAGUCUGUGGCUUAUGGUUGCAUCAAGAAACUACACAAUAAAAGGAGAUCUCCCUAUUAUAGUGGAAUCUCUUGUAACCACAGAACUUUGUUGCACUUUGGCGAAGUGUGAGUGAGGAGAGGUAAAUGACGUAUGUUUGCAAAAUCUAGGUCCUAUGCCAACUCUGCCAUUAUGGUUAUAGGGCUCAGCAGCCAAUCACAGUGAAGGAUUCCAUAGUUGCAAAUCUUCAUGAAAAAGGUCCAUAGUCUUCUCUGUCUUAGGUGACCGCUCAACUUAUAGAAAAGUUAAGGAAUUUGAGAAAAAAUACAGACCCCAGAACUCAAAAGGAUAUUUAUCAUUGAAAAUGAAUCAUGAAAAAAAUAAUUGGCGGAUAUGUUAAGGACUGUCACAUUGUUCCGUGCAAGCCUUGUGCGUGAGUUGCGAAUGACUUAAUUUUUCAUCUGCAGGCCUCCUGCAUUGGCAGUAUUUUGCAUGCAGUUGUCUCCAGGACCGCUGGCAAGUCUGAAUUGCCCUCAGAAAAGGUUUGAACAUGUCCAAAACUUGUUUGCGGGCGAGUUGCGGGUGAUUGCAAUGCUUGCACGGAUCGAUGUGACAGGGCCUUAAGCUACACAAAUAUCUAAUAUCAUUAUUAUUCAUUUUAUAGAACCUGGGUCCCGUAAUGCAAAGGUAAGCGAGUGAUCGUUUGCUUGAUUUUCAUGAUUGAUUGUACAUUGUAGUCAAUGCAAUCAAUCGUAGAAAAUUUGUUCUACGAUCAUUGCUAAGUUUUGUAUUACGGGCCCCAGGUUUCUCUUAUCUUUUUUUAAGAAGAUAAUUUGUACAUAGAGAAAUUGCACACAUACUUCAUUCUAAAAGCCCUAAGUGGUCUUUGUACGCCGACUGAGUUGAUUUGCAAUGUCUUCACAAAGGACACCGCACACCUUGCGAUUUGUCUGCGACCCAAUUUCGUAAUAAAACGUCAAAUUUGAUGGUAAUAUUGAGACAUGGAAUAUCUUACUGUGUAAUGUUUCAAAAAUCGUUGUACGAAUACCUAUGAUCAAAUUUGUGACUAUGCUGUCAUCCUUAUUAGAAUAAAAGCAAAUUUAAUAUCUGACAUCAUAGCAAUUGUAUGAUUGGCUACGAUUUAAAAUGAAUUCCGCCUUACUCCAAAUUAAGAGCUUGCCAUCAUCCAAAAUUGUUAUAUUAGUAAUAUUUCAGUUAGUUUGAACCUCAAAUAAAAAGAUAGUUUUCAUUCACAUUUUCAGAAAAUGAGCAAAAUGCGAUUUGCUCAAAACUCGGAUUGUGGACCAGUCGUAAGGUGUGCUGUGGCCUUAAAACUUCUGCACUCUUCCAUAAAGAUCCUUACUUCCACAUUUAGAGAAUACAAUUAUAUUCAGAAGUCACAAGAGAGAGUGCUCUUUCUCACGAUUCGUUAUUCUUGCCUCAUCUUUAUUAAAUUCAUACUUCUUGUACUUCCAAACUGACUGGCCGUCCAAGGAUAUUCCCCGCUAGUGGCCUUUUUAUACAUAGCUUUGAUAAUUGAUUGUACAUGUAUAAUUGCUCUCGAUUACCAAGCGUCUUAUUAAUCAAAUAUUUCUACUUUUUUCAAUCAAUUUAUAGUGCAUUAUUUCCUCCCCCUCAAGUUUUGAGCUAUUUUUUCUUAAAUUCCCAGAUGUGUACAUGACUGUAUGUAUGUAAGUUUGGAUAUUUACUGUUAUUUAUUUCAGUUAAUGUUCUUGGUGGUAUACACUUUGUCACUUUUUUUAUUUCACUAAUUCAUCAACUCCACCCGUACUUCAAUUUGCCAUUCUGUGGAUGGAGUAUGAUCAA